This is a messenger RNA of Juglans regia (Persian walnut), 978 nucleotides long. RefSeq names its product glutathione S-transferase T3-like. Lineage: Eukaryota; Viridiplantae; Streptophyta; Magnoliopsida; Fagales; Juglandaceae. The coding region runs from base 1 to 978 and encodes 325 amino acids. The transcript is spliced from 2 exons. The record is from RefSeq and is a predicted model, not a curated record.
AUGGGCAGUCCAUCUGAGGAGGAUCUCUUCUUCACCACUCUCUUACAAAGUGGAGGAGAAGGUUGCACUCCAACAUAUGAGCAAUAUUCUAGUGUUAUGAUCCAAACAACUCCUCUUAACGGUGAAAAGAGGCCUCCUCCAAAAAAAGUUCAGAGAGGUGCAUCUUUCACUGUUGAGGAGGAUAACUUACUUGUAUCCGGUUGGCUCAACAUUAGCAUUGAUGCCAUACGGGGUACCGAUCAAAAAUCCACACAAAUGUGGGAGAGAAUUUCUGAGUUUUAUCAUGAGUAUAAAAAACCAAAUACUGCAAAUCGUUCGAUAGGGUCAUUGAUCAAUCGUUGGUCCAUGAUCCAGAAAUGCACAAACAAGUUUUAUGCAUUUCUAUCACAAGUAGAGUCAUUGCACCCAAGUGGUGCAACCGAGCAAGACAAGAUUGAAAAAGCUAAAAUAAUGUACAAAGAGAUAGAGAAGGGGAAUUUCACAGUGGAGCAUUGUUGGUGUCAAUUGAGACACCAACCCAAAUGGCAGCAACACAUGAACAUGCUGAAUACAAGGAGAAAACCACCCGAUAAACGUCCAGCCAAUGAGCAGUCUUUUGAAGUUCCCGAUGACGUUGUGGAGGAGAAUGUUGAGAGGCCUCCAGGCAAAAAACUUGAGAAGGAUAACUUAAGGAAGCGGAAGGCUCAGGAAGCAUGUGAUGUUGACUUCAACGGUGCGCUAGAAAAAAUGACCGCUGAUAGGCGACUGUUCAUGGGAGAGAGGAGAGCAUGGGUGACGAAGGCUGAUGAAGUGAGAAGUGCACAACUAGAACUUGAUAAGAGGAAGUUCGAGGCGGAGAUGAGUAAGGAUCUUUCUAAUAUGACCGUCAUGCAACAAGCCUAUUUCCUGAAUAUUCAGAAGAAAAUUUAUGAGGACUCUUUAAAUAAUUCCGAAGGUACAUUCGACACAUCUCCAUCCAUACCUCAUGGAGGUGUGUAA